Molecule: messenger RNA, 1614 nt
Organism: Saccostrea cuccullata (small rock oyster)
Lineage: Eukaryota; Metazoa; Mollusca; Bivalvia; Ostreida; Ostreidae
Product: tripartite motif-containing protein 2-like
Exons: 1
Coding region: 1-1614 (537 amino acids)
Molecular function (GO): zinc ion binding
Source: RefSeq, a predicted model, not a curated record
AUGGCUACCGCCCAGGGACAGGACAUUAUUCGCUGUCGAUUGUGUUCCAAUCCUGUGGAGCAUCACUGUAAUCUAUGUCACGUGGAUCUAUGCCUCUCAUGCAUACCAAAACAUAUGGCUGACAAAUCAAGAAGACAUGAAGUUGUAGAAUACACUUUCAGAAAAGAACACACAGUUAUUCUUCCAUUAUGUCUUACACACAAGAAAUACCAAUGUGAGACGUAUUGCAUACACUGUCAAAUACCAAUAUGUAUUCAGUGUCUAAUGGGUUCGCACAAAAAGCAUGAAUUUACCGAUAUCAGUCAUAUUCUUCAAGAACAUAAACAGCAAAUUAAAUCUGACAUAGAAGAAUUGGAAAAUGUUAUUUCUCCAAGAUACCGAAAAAUCGAUCUAACUACAACCACUGCAGUGUUUGAUGAAGUUCUGUCUGCAAUAGAAGAACAAGAGGAUAAAAUUUGUAAAGCUGUGCAUGAAGCUGGUAGUAGUCUCAAGAAUGAGGUGACAAAUAAGAAGAAUGAAGCCAUAAGAAAAUGCAAGGAAAAACAGUCUUUGGUUGAGAAAGAAAUUGAUCAGAUCAUUCAGAAUAACAAUGAUAUCCUUAAAGAAAAUGAAGCAACAACCAUUAUUAACUACCAAUCAAAAAAUUGCAAUUUCAGAAAAGGCCCAAACUUGCCAAAGGUUUCUUGUCAACAGUUUCUUCCUGGCAUUAUCAAACAGGAUCAAAUAACUGGAAUGAUAGGUUUUCUUAAUACGGUCACUGAUCCAGUCAGGCAGCUGGGAAUGCUUAAGAUGAUGGAUGAUCCAAAAGAAGUUAGCACAAUACGAACUCCUUAUGGACUUUUAUAUGAGCUGUGGAGAGUGCAGUGUGUGGGGAACGAUACGAUCUUAAUAAAUGGAGAUGACAAAACAAUCAAGCAAAUAGAUAAGACAGGAUGUGUUUUAAAUACAAUUCAUACAUAUGAUAAUGUGUGGGCAUUAACCAUUAAUUCACAAAUGGAACCAGUGUUUUCUUUAAGUAAUUCUCGUCAAACAAAUACAGAUGUAUAUAUUUAUAAAAGUGGCAAAGUUGAUAUUUUACUCAGCACACUUAACUGGACUCCUGUUGGUCUAUAUCAUUCGGGUAAUGCGGAUCUACUGGUGAGUAUGCGAUCUACCGAUUGGACGCAGAGUAAAGUGGUGAGAUAUUCAGGGGCCACGAAGAUUCAGACGAUUCAGUAUGACAGUCAGAAACAACCUCUGUUUUCUACUGGUGGUAAGACUGUUCUUCCACUGACUGAGAAUGGAAAUGGAGAUAUUUGUGUUGCUGACUGUUCUAAGAUGGCAGUUGUUGUGGUGGAUUUCUCUGGGAGAUUAAGAUUCAUGUAUACAGGCAACCUCUUGAAACAAUCAAAAUACACAGAGUUUCAACCAAUGCAUAUUGCUGCUGACGCGAAUACUCAAAUACUGAUAAAUGACAACUCAAACAACAUUCUCCAUAUUAUUGAUUGUGAUGGUAACUUUGUCUGUUAUAUAGAUUAUGCAUGUGAUGGUGGACUAAGUAUUGACAUUGAUCACAAUCUUGUGAUUGGAAAUGAUAAGACUGGAAAUAUCCAAAUUAUCAAAUAUUUAGAGUGA